Molecule: messenger RNA, 1314 nt
Organism: Tarenaya hassleriana
Lineage: Eukaryota; Viridiplantae; Streptophyta; Magnoliopsida; Brassicales; Cleomaceae
Exons: 3
Coding region: 1-1314 (437 amino acids)
Source: RefSeq, a predicted model, not a curated record
AUGCACACUCCAAAGUUUGGAGGAUCGAUGGAUCCCGAGUCUGCAGAAGAAUGGAUGACGUGCAUCACACGAGACCUGGAAUAUGUUCAGUGUCCCCUACGUUAUCGAGCGCUACUAGUGAGCCAUCACUUGUCCGGGCAAGCUCUACAUUGGUGGGAAAAGGUGGUACAGGAGAUGCCUGACGGACAUUGUUUCACCUGGGAGGAAUUCAAGGAGGAAUUUGAGAGGAAGUACUACCGCCGACAGAAUCAAGAACGCCGCCUCUCUGAGUUCCUGAACCUGACUGUGAGAGAGUACGAAGCUGAAUUCGUACGCAUGCUUAAGCAUUCGGCGCAUCUGCUGGAGAAAGCGGAGGAAUCGAAAAAGGAGGAGAGAGCCAGCAGGGCCCGUCACCGAAGUCCUCCUAGAUGCCAUCCCUAUACGCGUCCAUCGGGGAAGACUGGUCAGACUGGCCAGAGCAGCCGAGUGCAAGACAAGGAUAAGGCGCCAAUCACCCAGGCAUUACCUCCGCCACCUCGGAGAGGGCCACCUGUCUGCUAUCGGUGUCAGCAGCCAGGACACUAUGCAGCAUAUUUUACGGUGAGACCCACAGAGCCGCAAGCGCAAGCGACUAUACCACCGAGACCUACAGCUGGAGCUGGAGUGGCCCCGAGGGUUUAUGCCCUAGAAGCAGAGCAGGAGCUCCAAGAAGAGGAGGUUCACAUCGAUGGAGUCGAAGCAGAUGCGAUUGCAGGUAUUCUUCUACCUCUACUAGCAUGUUUUUUGAGCGCGGAUAUAGUGGAGAGAAUCGGUACAGGAAAGGUCGAUCCAAUGAGUAACUUUACAGUGCGUACACCGGCAGGGGAAACCCUUACAGUUCAAGGGACUCUGCAAGGCGUACCCCUUGACAUAUGCGGCCGACAAAUGACAGCAGAUCUUAUUGUGGUACCCGUAGGAGUCUAUGACCUCAUUCUGGGCAUUGAUUGGUUGACGAAAUACCAGGCUUAUAUCGACUGCCCUCAGAGGACGAUCUGGUUUCAAGAAGAGUCCGGAGGUUUUGAAUUUAAAGGAAGAGGAGCACCAUCGACGGACCCGAUUAUCUCGACGUUGAAAGCCGAAAAGAUAAUCAGGAAGGGGAACGAUGCGUUCUUAGUGGUUAUCACGGCUACUAAGGAACCGAAGAAGAGAUUGAAGGACACACCUGUUGCUCGGGAAUUUCCAGAUGUAUUUUCGGAAGAAUUACCGAGAAUACUGCCAAAGAGGGAGGUGGAUUUCAGAAUUGAUGUACUACCGGCACAGAGCCAAUCACUAAGACUCCGUACCGGAUGGCACUGA